Iphiclides podalirius (scarce swallowtail) is the source of this 810-nucleotide messenger RNA. The record is from the annotation of a GenBank genome assembly. NCBI's taxonomy places the organism in Eukaryota, Metazoa, Arthropoda, Insecta, Lepidoptera, Papilionidae.
AUGCCUUCUUCUAAACGUUGUUUAUUUGGAUGUGUGACUACAGGUGUACCUAUUCACAGUUUUCCUAAUCCUAACAAGAAACCAGAAUUAUUUAAGAAAUGGGUUGAUUUGGCGGUUGAAUAUGGGGUUGAAUCUGUCAGAGGCAUGACACAUGAAAAGAUCUACAAGUCGAAGAAAGUUUGUGAUAAACACUUUAGUGAAUACGUAAAAAACCGAUACAACCGUCUCAAUAACUUGGCAAUACCUACACUGCACUUAUCAAAGUCUCCAGUAGUUUUAGGAAUGCAUGUUGAUAGCCUCUCAUCUACAUCCCAAUUGCCUGAACAAGAUGCAAAAGAAACACCUAUUGAUUUGGAUGACCAUAGUGAUAACUCUCAAUAUAAAUUAUCUACGACAAUCGAAAUCCCUUUUGCAGAAACACAUUUUGAUUUGGAUGACCAUAGUUAUAACUCUCCAUAUAAAUUAUCUUCUACAGUCCAACUACCUGAUGCAGAAUCUGUUAUCAUUGUGGGAGGGCAUAUUGAUAGCCUCUUAACUUUUACAUCCCAAUCGCCUGCACCGCCUGCAAUAGAAACACCUAUUGAUUUGGAUGACUAUAACGAUAACAUUCAAUAUGAUGACUUACCAUCAACAGUUCAACCUGUUGCAGCUCCAAAGAAGAAACUAAACCAAAAAAUAAAACAGCUAAGGAGUGAAAUAAUUCUUUACAUUGCCCACACGAAAAACUUUAAAAAGUCUUCGGGAGAAGACUUAGCCCUCUCCAGCAAAACCUGCAAAAGGGAUAUAAAAAAAUUGCGUGACAGUCAAGCG